This is a messenger RNA of Oreochromis niloticus (Nile tilapia), 2125 nucleotides long. RefSeq lists its product as uncharacterized. The coding region runs from base 961 to 1869 and encodes 302 amino acids. Lineage: Eukaryota; Metazoa; Chordata; Actinopteri; Cichliformes; Cichlidae. The record is from RefSeq and is a predicted model, not a curated record. The transcript is spliced from 5 exons.
UGAGAAUUGGGAUGAUGAAGAUGCUAAUAUGGGAAAUUUAGAGUAUGAAAUUAAAAAGUAGAUUAUGAAGAAAUGUGCGGUUAAGAAAAAUAUUUAUAAAUUCUAUCAAAAAUAACUUUGUUUGUUAACCGAAAGAAUUUGUGCUCAUGUAAAGUGAACAUCACACGCAAAAAUGUAGGUUUUCCUUUUGGCUAUUCUGUUUGCCUGUCAAACACUUGUUUCUUCGUAUAGUUACUAAAUACUUUGAGUUUAUUUUAAGAAUUAUGAACACACUCAAAUCUAUUUAAUUGACUUUGUGAUUAAAAAACCUAACAAGCGAGGAAAUCCUUGAUAACGCAUCUAACUUUACAUUUUAAAUAGAAUCUGCACAGAUUAUAUUAAUGUAAUUUUUUUGUAAUUUGAAUCAAUAAUCCACAGUACAUGUCAUACGUAAUUGCCCAACCCUGACUGUGCUCUAUGACAAAUUAAGAAACUUUAAAGUAUUCAGCCCAGCACUUUUGGAGCGUUUAUGAUAUUCAUUAGAAUUUAAUCUCAUUAAUAAAAGUGUAAUUGUGUCAGUUGUUGCCCUUGGUUACAGUUGGUUACAAGUGCUUUUUUUGCACAUGAAGUCCAAACUCCAGUGAGUUUAACCGUACAAUAAACUUUACAAACAGCUCAAUCACAGUUUUGGUUCAACCCCCACAAACAUUAUCUCAGCAUAAAAUGUGAGCACAUAUUUGGCAUCUAUAUAAUAAAAAAGAAACUGGUUUGCUAUGCACAUUUUGUGUCUUAACACUCAUACUAAAUGUAAGAAGUAAAUCAUAUGCCAGACCACAUCAGAAAAACAGUGUGGGUGACAACCUUGCUAAAUUUCCUCUGUACUGGCUGUUGGACCACUUCCGAUGUCUCAGGCUCAUUUAAGCUGUUAAGAUCAAUCUAAAACCUUUUGCUGAGAGGAUGAGUUUGUGAUCUGUGUUUUUUAUGAGCAGUAAUGGUAAAGCCAGGAUGCUUCAUGUUGGGUUUUAUUUCUGCGGGGACAGGAAUUUCUCCAAUAUGAAACAGAAAGGCUUCAUUUUCACUUUUUUACUUGUUUGGAACUUCUCUAUUUUCUCAGGAAACAUGACUGUUAAUAUAAAUCAGCAACGUGAUAUUUUGCCAGUCGCAACACAACUUAAUUUUUCGCUGGGAUGUCGAGCUGUGAUACCGUAUCAGGAUUGCAGCCAUCAUUUAGACUCUUUCAAAUGGCUUUACAAGAAGGACCAAAGUAGUACGCAGGUUCAGUUGUUCUUCCAAGAUAAGAAUGGAGUGCAAUAUCAUCAAAUGUCCAAUCCCAAAUUGAAAAUUGGAUCCAACCGUUCCUUGGUCAUCAGUUCUUUUACUGAGGAUGAUGAAGGUGUGUACUGGUGUGAAACUUGCCAAGAAACAUGCCAAAAGUCCACUGACAUCAUAGUGAAGAAAGAGACAUGGAAAGAAGUCAAUAAGACAGUUUACACUGUUGCCGGCAGCAGUUUUCAGCACACAUGUUCAAGUAAACUUGAUAAAAUGAAAUGGAGUUUUGAAGCAACGACUGCUCUCGGGAAAUCAGAACUAAGAGCAACAACAGAGAAUUUGACUUUCAACAAGUCUAUAUAUAUUGGAAAUGUCAGAAAAGAAAAUGCUGGGAAAUACACCUGCUGGAUGAGUAACUGUGUCGGACACAGUAUUAAGCUAGUCACUAUCAAUUUGUGUGUAGUUACAGCAUUUCCUGUUCAAAAUUGUUGCUGUGGCUUGAAUAGCAGGGUGGAAGAGGAGUCUUCAGUGGUUUAUUCAUCAAUUAUCAUCAGGACACCUGGCAAAAGAAUUAAUCACAUGACCUCUAGUGAUUGUGUUUAUUGUGAAAUAAAAGUAUAGAGAAAAAAAAGUCCAGGAUAAAUGAGGUCACUUUUAUUUAUAUAGAACAUUUUAAAACAAUAUGGAUUGGUCCAAAGUGCUUUUCAGUUGACUGUUAAAAUAGGUAAGGUCAUUAAAGGGCACUGUUUAGAAUUAUACUUUCCAUCCUUGCUGUCAUUUGAUUUAGUAACUAAUUCCUCAAAUUACUUAAAUUGUAACUUCACCCACAUGUUGCUCAAGGGAAAAUCUGAAACCAUGAGUCUCUUUUUCCAACAAA